AUGCACCCGCUCGGCGACACGGAAAGUAUACAACACUUUAGAUCGAUCGAUCGCAGGAUUGUGAUCCCUGCGCUGAUCAGCCGCAGCGCGCAUACACUACUAACGCCCGCACCUAUGGCAAAGAGCAACUUCACGCCCCUUCUCGCCGUUGCCAUUGUCAGCGUUGUCGUUUUUCUGUAUUCAACUCACAAAACGCGGGAAACAUGGCGGAAGUUGCCCGAACAUAUUGGUUUAGGCGAUCGUCUGUUUCGAGAGCAGUCUGACUAUACGCGCAACGGUAGCAUGGGCCGAAAACCUCCAGACCCCAGCUUUGCCAAUUGGAAUCCCAAGCCCAACUUCACUAAAGGCUCGCCUAAAUCCGGGGGUUAUAACUACUCCACCACGCUUGUCGUUGCGACGGUCAAGGAAGAAAGCACAAGAUGGAUGGAAGAGCAUCUGCCAGCAGAUAUCCAAAGGAGCAUCUGGGUGGCGGAUGAUCCAACAGCACCGCUUCAUCCCCCAAAGAACAAGGGCCACGAAGUUAUGAUUUACCUCUCGUGGAUAAUCGACAACUAUGAUGAUCUGCCGGACAUUGCCCUGUUCCUGCAUGCCCAUCAGCAUACCUGGCACAACGAUGACAUCCUGGGCCACGACGCCGCGGCUAUGAUUAAGCGUCUCAAUCGCGCGCGUGUGUGGAGGGAAGGCUAUGUCAACCUGCGCUGCAGCUGGUUCCCCGGGUGUCCCGAGUGGAUGCAUCCAGGCGAAACCAAAUUCAAUGGCAACAAGCAGGAAGAGCUCUUCCUGUCCAAAUCAUGGAGCGAACUCUUUCCCCUCGACCGUGUCCCCGAUGUUCUUGCGCAGCCAUGCUCGGCUCAAUUUGCGCUUUCGCGCGAACGCAUUCUUGCGAAGCCACAUGCGCAGUACAUCUGGUACCGUGAGUGGCUCUUCAACACCAAAAUGCCAGACAAUGUUUCCGGUCGCGUCUGGGAGUACAUGUGGCAGUUUGUCUUCACGGGGCAUAAUGUCUUCUGUCCUAAGGAACAGGUGUGUUACUGCGAACAAUAUGGAAGUUGCUUUGGUGGGGAGAAAGAGUACGAGGCGUUUGCAGAGCUGAAGCAAGAGCUCUACGAUCGCGAGAACGAUCUACGCAGGUGGGAAGAUAUGGGCAACAAGAUUCGCGAGGCGUUGGAGAAGAACGAAACAGAGGAAGCGGAGAAACUAGAGCGCCCAGAAUGGGGGAAGGACGUCGAGUACAAGAUUGAGAUUGAUAGGUUGAGGCCGAUUGUGGAGAAGCUGAAAGACGAGGCGGUGCAGAGGGGGAAGAGCCCGCAGAAUCGCGCAAGAGAGCUCGGCAGAGAGUGGAAAGAAGGAGAUGGGUUUUGA
This is a messenger RNA of Periconia digitata, 1362 nucleotides long. Lineage: Eukaryota; Fungi; Ascomycota; Dothideomycetes; Pleosporales; Periconiaceae. The record is from the annotation of a GenBank genome assembly.